AUGCACAUACUAUCCACACUCGCCCAGGUUCUAAGCCUCUGGGCUCCCCUUGCCGCGGCCGCAUACACACUACAAGAUGACUACGGCACGGACUCAACUUUCUUCGAUAAAUUUAGCUUCUUCACAGGCAAUGAUCCGACCCAUGGUUUCGUCAAAUACGUUGACAGAGGCACAGCCCAGAACACAGGCCUAAUCAAAGCCGACGGAUCCGUCUACAUGGGCGUCGAUUACACAAACGCCGCUCCAGGCGGCCGCCAAAGCGUCCGAAUCAGCAGUAACAAAGCCUAUAACCACGGCCUUUUCAUUCUAGAUCUAGCCCACAUGCCCGGCAGUAUCUGCGGAGCCUGGCCAGCAUACUGGCUCCUAGGCCCCAACUGGCCGAACAACGGCGAAAUAGACGUCAUAGAAGGCGUAAAUGACCAAACCAACAACCAGGUAGCCCUCCACACUAGCGACAGUUGCACAAUUGACAAUUCAGGCUUCUCCGGCUCCCUCCUCACAAGUGACUGCUACGUCAAUGCCCCCGGCCAGGCCAACAACGCAGGCUGCGGUAUUAAAGAUAACUCGGCCCAAUCCUACGGGAACGGGUUUAACAAUGCCGGCGGCGGUGUGUAUGCCACUGAAUGGACUAGCGAGGCUAUCAGUGUUUGGUAUUUCCCGCGUUCCAGCAUCCCCGGUGAUAUCGGUAGUGGGAAUCCGAAUCCGAGUGGUUGGGGGACGCCAUCGGCGAGGUUUGCCGGAGCUUGCAAUAUUGAUUCGCAUUUUAAGGAUCUGCAGAUUAUCUUCGACACGACUUUUUGUGGGGACUGGGCGGGCGGUGUUUGGGGGUCGAGUAGUUGUGCCUCGAAGGGAUCUUGCAAUGAUUGGGUGGCUAAUAACCCUGCUGCGUUUAAGGAUGCAUUCUGGCGUAUUAACUCGCUGAAGGUUUAUCAGGGCGGGGCUGCGAGCGUUGCAAGCAAUGUGACUGAGUGGAAGAUGGAUGUAGGUAUCGGAAAACGUUCGUUUAUCAGACAGCGGAGGGAGAAUUGGAGGAAUUGA
Messenger RNA from Aspergillus caelatus, 1038 nucleotides. Its product is annotated as glycoside hydrolase family 16 protein. NCBI's taxonomy places the organism in Eukaryota, Fungi, Ascomycota, Eurotiomycetes, Eurotiales, Aspergillaceae. Gene Ontology annotation, molecular function: hydrolase activity, hydrolyzing O-glycosyl compounds. Gene Ontology annotation, biological process: glucan catabolic process. The transcript is spliced from 3 exons. The coding region runs from base 1 to 1038 and encodes 345 amino acids. The record is from RefSeq and is a predicted model, not a curated record.